Molecule: messenger RNA, 1434 nt
Organism: Dujonia railenensis
Lineage: Eukaryota; Fungi; Ascomycota; Pichiomycetes; Serinales; Debaryomycetaceae
Source: the annotation of a GenBank genome assembly
AUGCUCUCAAAUUCGAGGUCCUUCUUCACAAGGAACACCUCGGUGCUCAGCACUUUCAAACAAAACAUUAUCCGUACGAAAACAGGAGUUUUUGGUGCCCCCAAGGUUGUUAUUUCACCACCUAAGAGCAUCUCUUCUUUCUUCUCACAUAGAUCUAUCAGAAGUUAUUCCACUGGCACUCUUACCACACCUUUACAAAGCCAGAUUCCAGUAGCCAAUGCUGUCACCAAUGCUACUAGGUCACCCAUUUCUCACAGAGCUGUAGGCUGGUGGCUUAUUGGUACAUCCGGAUUAGUUUUCGGGAUAGUAGUCUUGGGUGGGUUGACCAGGUUGACUGAGUCUGGUCUUUCGAUUACCGAGUGGAAACCUGUCACAGGAGCUAUUCCACCCUUGAACCAAAGUGAGUGGGAGGAAGAGUUUGAUAAAUAUAAGAACUCCCCAGAAUUUAAGCAGCUUAAUUCUCAUAUUACUCUUGAAGAAUUCAAGUUCAUCUUCUCCAUGGAAUGGGGCCACAGGUUGAUGGGUAGGACCAUUGGUGUCCUCUUUGUUCUUCCAGCUUUAUACUUCUGGCUGACUGGAAAACUUAGUAGACACGUCAAAUGGAAAGUCGUUGGCUUGACUGGAUUACUUGGCCUCCAAGGUGCUAUUGGUUGGUGGAUGGUCAAGUCUGGGUUGGAUGAAGAACAAUUGUUAGAAAGGAAAUCUAAACCUACUGUAUCGCAGUAUAGAUUGACCACCCAUUUGGGUGCAGCAUUUUUGAUGUAUUUAGGUGUACUUUGGACUGGUUUUGAGAUCUUGAAUGAAAACAAAUGGACAAAAGGCGCCAGGAGUCUGAACCCACAAGUAAUCAAAACUCUUUUCGACCAAUUGCAAAAUCCUGCUCUUAAAAGGAUAAGGUCCUUAAGUACUGGUUUACUUUGUUUGACUUUCAUAACUGCUAUGUCUGGUGGAAUGGUUGCCGGGUUAGAUGCUGGCUUGAUUUAUAAUACAUUCCCUCACAUGGGUGACGACUGGAUUCCUUCACAAAAUGAGUUGUUUUCAGACGUUUUCUCAAGAGUAUCUGAUCAGUCUGAUUUAUGGUGGAGAAAUCUUUUAGAAAACCCAACCACCGUUCAAUUGGUUCAUAGAAUUAUGGCUACUACUACCUUUUUCUCAGUGUUGGCCUUGCACAUGUAUACAGUGAAGCGUAAGGCGAUUAUUCCUAAACCAGCCCAAAAGAUGCUUCAUACAGUGAUGGGUGUAGUUUCUUUCCAAGUAGCAUUGGGUAUCACUACUUUGAUAUAUCUUGUCCCAGUGCCGUUAGCUGCUGCGCACCAAGCAGGAGCAUUGGCUUUGUUAACGACAGUUUUGGCCUUUUGUUCGAGGUUGAAGAAACCUAGACCCCAAACCAUUUCUUACAUAAACAAAUUGAUGAAGGAACAAUUAAAGAAAUAG